Messenger RNA from Micropterus salmoides (largemouth bass), 621 nucleotides. Its product is annotated as lipopolysaccharide-induced tumor necrosis factor-alpha factor homolog. NCBI's taxonomy places the organism in Eukaryota, Metazoa, Chordata, Actinopteri, Centrarchiformes, Centrarchidae. The record is from RefSeq and is a predicted model, not a curated record. The coding region runs from base 158 to 424 and encodes 88 amino acids. Gene Ontology annotation, molecular function: zinc ion binding. The transcript has 4 exons.
GUGCCUCAUUUGAAACGGUAACGGUUAAUUUGAUGAUUCUGUUUAUGAUAGUUUUUAUUUGAUUUUAGUUGGUAUCUGGUAAAUAGUUGUUUUUGUUACUUGUGAACUUGUUUGCACCACCGAGCAAUAAUACUGAAUCCUACUGUAUAUCGGAACAAUGGCAAUUGCACAAGUGCCUGUUGUGACAGUUGGCCCGUUGGGGGACAGUCCAGUUCAGGUUGCCUGUCCUAAAUGCCAUCAGACAGUACUCUCCAAGGUGGACUACUCUUCUGGUUUGCUCACCUACCUUUUCUGUGGAGGACUCUUCUUUUGUGGCUUUGUUUUAGGUUGCUGUCUCAUCCCAUUCUGUGUGGACCGGCUGAAAGAUGCAAAGCACACCUGUCCUACCUGCAAGACUGUACUUGGCGUGUAUAAACGUUUAUAACUGAUAUUAGAGAAAAUUAAUUGGCAACUAUUUUGAUAAUUUAAUAAUCAUUUGUCUUUUUUUUAUCUUUAAACAAAAAAGAUAGUUUCUGUUUUUUGGUUUCUAGCUUCCUAAAUGUGAGAACUUUUUUUCUUUGUCAUGAUAGUAAAACUGAAUAGUUUGGGAUUUUUUGACUGUUGGUAAGAAAAAGCAUUACA